Vombatus ursinus (common wombat) is the source of this 2463-nucleotide messenger RNA. It is a transcript of the gene TIPARP, whose product is annotated as TCDD inducible poly(ADP-ribose) polymerase. The record is from RefSeq and is a predicted model, not a curated record. The transcript is spliced from 6 exons. NCBI's taxonomy places the organism in Eukaryota, Metazoa, Chordata, Mammalia, Diprotodontia, Vombatidae. Gene Ontology annotation, molecular function: NAD+ poly-ADP-ribosyltransferase activity; metal ion binding. The coding region runs from base 262 to 2265 and encodes 667 amino acids.
CCUGCCCUGCCCGGACCAGCAGGGCAGAAGUGACGAUGCCUCCUUUCGUGGCUGGAAAGGAAACUCGGCUCCGCCUGGUGGAGCGGGUGGGAGCGCCUGGGUCACCGAGAGCUCGGGGAUUUGCACGGCGGAAAUUUCAGGAGCUGCUUUGGUAAGGGGAGGAGCACGGGCUCCCUUCCCGGCGCUGGGGCUGACUCCGCUGGGGCUGGUUCUGGUCUGAUCUUUGAAUAGUCAAGAAGGUGACUCUGUACUUCAUAAAAGAUGGAAGCCGAGUCAGGGACAGCCUGUAUCGUCCAGCCUCAUUGUCCUCCAGAUGAGUUUCCUUGCCAGAUGAGACUAUCUGAGAAGAUAGCACCAGUGAAGACUUGUUUCAAGAAAAAGCAAGUUCAGAAGAGACUCAGCACAGGAACCUUAAGAACCUUGAGGCCAAUAUUAAACACCUUAUUAGAAUCGGGCUCACUUGAUGGCGUUUUCAUGCCUAUAAACCCAAGUGGAAAUGGUGGUAGCAGUCUGUGCCAGCCAACUGUAAAAAAAACAUUGGGAAUGAAUUCACCAUGCCCACCAGUGGGCAGUGAUAUGAGCAUUCUUCUAUCUGGAGGGGCGGAUGUCGGGAGACCGAUACCAGAAGCAGAUCCUUCCUCAGAGGAUACGGAGCAGGUGGUCCCAUCCCAAGACCAUGGCUUCCCAUCAGAAACUACCAAUGGAACUGUGCCCGAUCCUGCUGUGGGACCCUUCCAGGAUCCCCUCUUGCACGCAGCCACCAGCGAUGUCCCCGUUAGUCCUGACUGUACAGAGAAGGCAAUGGAUUGUAUUCCUGGUUUGUUUCAACAGGACAAUUAUGCCCUCCAGUACAACUUAAACACCACCAACAAGUUGAAUACCGGACUCUUCCAGGGUAAGAGUGAGGAAGCUUCCCUCGAUCUGAUAUUUGAACUGCUGAACCAGUUACAAUAUCACACGCAUCAGGAGAAUGGGAUUGAGAUUUGCAUGGAUUUCUUGCAGGGCAGUUGUGUUUAUGGCAGUGACUGCUUAAAACAUCACACAGUCUUGCCCUACCACUGGCAAGUCAAGAGGACGGCCAGUCAAACAUGGCAGAGUGUAACCAACGAUUCUCAGGAGCACUUGGAAAGACUCUUCUGCAACCCAGACAAUGACAGAGUUAGACUCAAGUACAGGGGACAUGAGUUUUGGGCGGAUUUGAAUGCAAUGAGUGUGUAUGAGACAACUGAAUUUGACCAAAUUCGAAGACUAUCCACGCCUUCUUCUUUCAAUGUCAAUUCCAACUACCACACAGUCUGGAAGUAUUUCUGCAGAGAUCACUUUGGCUGGCGAGAAUACCCAGAGUCUAUUGUUCAACAGUCUGUUAUUCGACUGAUAGAAGAGACCAGCUUCCGGGGCCUGCGGGAGGUCCGAUUCUCGAUGCUGCAUCACCAGUACGUUCUGAACAUCAAGGAUAACUACCAGCAAAACUUUUUCUCUCGAAGGAUAAUGAAAAAGAGACCCCUCUUGCGGUCCUGUCUGGUGCUGAUGCCUUAUCUCCAGACCCUUGGUGGUAUGCCCCCAUUGCCUCAUCCUGCAGCGGAAACAGCCUCAUCCCAGGUCUUCUGUCCAUCCGUAGUUACCUCGGCAAACUUUUAUCCUGAGACCUGGAUUGCUAUGGAUCCAUCUCAGGACUUUAUCCAAGUGCCUGUUUCCAAGGAGGACAAAAGCUAUCGAACCAUCUAUAAUCUCUUUCAUAAGACUGUGCCUGAGAUUAAAUAUAGAAUCUUGAAAAUCCUGAGAGUGCAGAACCAGUUUCUUUGGGAAAAGUAUAAAAGGAAAAAGGAGUACAUGUCUAAGAAAGCCAAUGACAUUAGCAGGAUAAUGAAUGAGCGGCACCUCUUCCAUGGGACAUCCCAAGACGUGGUGGAUGGUAUCUGUAAGCACAACUUUGACCCACGCGUGUGCGGCAAACACGCUACGAUGUUUGGACAAGGCAGUUAUUUUGCAAGGAAGGCCAGCUAUUCCCACAGCUUCUCUAAGAGGUCCCCCAAAGGGGUCCAUUUUAUGUUUCUGGCAAAAGUGCUAACUGGAAGAUACACAGUAGGCAACCACAAUAUGAGAAGACCACCUCCAGUGAAUCCAGACAGCAUAACCAGUGACCUGUAUGACUCCUGCGUGGAUAAUUACUUUGAGCCUCAGAUUUUUGUCAUUUUUAAUGAUGAUCAGAGCUACCCGUAUUUUGUUAUCCAGUAUGAAGAAGUCAGUAACACCGUCACUAUUUGAAAAUCUUUGAUUCUGCUAAAUUAUUUGAAAUAAGUCCUGUCCAGCAUUUGUAGCCAGUUUUGGGGGUGGGAGGGGAAGCAAUCGGGGAAGGGAGUGCUAAACAGAAGGCAUUGCCCAGAGCUUUGUUGUUUACUGUUUUUCCUUUUUGCCUAUUUCCUUGUUGUCUUUUUUCCUUCUUUCUUUUUCUUCUCUUUCCCU